UGCAGCACUACCUACUCAUAAAUCAGAGACGGCAGCCAAUAGGGACGCGCGUAUGCUAAUCACUUUUUGGUAAAACUCUCCGUAUGUCCAGAAGUUAGUUAGAAUCUGAAGUGCGCGACUGGGAAAGAGCGUCUUGAAGUUCGGAGAUGUUAAACGACACUUAAAACUUCGUCCAAGAUUUUCUGUGUCUUCAGCUUCUGGAAGUUUUGUAUCGAGUGCCAUUCAAUUUCCAGUACCAGAGGAUAGAAAGAAAAACCACACUACUACUACUAGCCUCCUACUACUACUGCUGCUGCUACUACUACUACUACUUCUACUACAACUAGCAUUCUAUCUUCAAGCACCCGUACUGGAAUCAUCAAGAAAUAAAGAAAAACACCGCUUCGCUUUUACAUACUUGCAUUACCUAAAGCCGCUUCGCCAUGUCCUCCGGUGAUGAGUCGGAGCAGAGUCGGCGCCACUGUGUGUUGUCUUGGGAUCAGGUGCAGCGUUUGGACUCCAUCCUCGGAGAGAGCGUGCCUAUUCACGGACGCAGGAACUUCCCUACGCUCUCCGUCCAACCCCGCCAAAUCGUCCAGGUGGUCCGGGCCCGGCUGGAGCAGCAGGGUGUGACGGUCCGUGAUGUGAAGCUCAACGGCUCGGCCGCCAGCCACGUGCUGCACCAGGACAACGGUCUGGGCUACAAGGACCUGGACCUGAUCUUCGGCCUGAACCGCACCGACCACAAGACCUUCCAGCUGGUGAAGGACGUGGUGCUGGGCUGCCUGGUGGACUUCCUGCCCGAGGGCGUGUGCCGCGAGCGCAUCUCCCCCAUGGCCCUGAAGGACGCGUACGUCCAGAAGCUGGUGAAGGUGUGCAACGACACCGACCGCUGGAGCCUCAUCUCGCUCUCCAACAACACGGGCAAGAACGUGGAGCUCAAGUUCGUGGACACCCUGCGCCGGCAGUUUGAGUUCAGCGUGGACUCGUUCCAGAUCAACCUGGACUCCCUGCUGCUGUUCGACCGCUGCUCGGAGACGCCCAUGUCCGAGGCGUUCCACCCCACCGUGCAGGGCGAGAGCAUGUACGGCGACGUGGAGGAGGCCCUGGGCCACCUGCGCACCAAGACCAUCGCCACGCGCUCCCCCGAGGAGAUCCGCGGCGGCGGCCUGCUCAAGUACUGCCACCUGCUGGCGCGGGGCUUCCGGCCGGCCUCGGAGUCGCACAUGAAGCAGAUGCAGCGCUACAUGUGCUCGCGCUUCUUCAUCGACUUCCCCGACAUCGGCGAGCAGCACCGCAAGCUGGAGGCCUACCUGCAGAACCACUUUGCGGGCAUGGAGCACAAGCGCUACGAGUGCCUGGUGACGUUGUACCGCGUGGUGGACGAGAGCACCGUGUGCCUGAUGGGCCACGAGCGGCGCCAGACGCUGGCCCUCAUCUCGGCCCUGGCGCUGCGGGCCAUGGCGGAGCAGAACGCCAUCCCCGCCCUGGCCAACAUCACCUGCUACUACCAGCCGGCGCCGUACGUGCGCGACGUCAACUUCAGCAACUACUACGUGGCGCAGGUGCAGUCGCCCGUGGGGGCGUGCAGUAGCGCCGCCUAUCAGACAUGGCUGCCCUGCAGCUGAGGCCGGGCUGUGACGUGAGGACAAUCGCUGGUGGGGUUGGUUAUGGCUGUUGUUGUUUUGGGGGUUCUUGACGUUGACUUUUCAUUGAUUUUGAGCAGAGUUGUUAUUAUUUACGGUGCUCGGUACGUAUGUAGCAAAAAAAACUAAUUUCUUGUCCUGUUUUGGUUAUUUUUGCCUUUUACUCUGACACUAUUCCACUAAGUUAUAUAAUUUUUUUUUUCCUAUGGCGGUUUCAUAUCAACUUGUUGAUGUUAAGUAAGACAAAAUGAAGCAUUGAUAUGUGAGGAAGGAAAGUUUUGUUCUAUCUCUCUUCUAGUGGAAGCUUAUGGCAAAGUAAAUAACUGGUUUAAAGCGGAAUGCUGCAUUCUGCAAUCUGUGGUUUCAACUGACCCGAACGUCACCAAAGUACCAAAGAAAUACAACUCAUUGUGUGUUAAACAAUGACGUGUUAUUCCAAGUGCCUGAAAAUGACUUAGUAGAUGCAGUGUAAGACAAUUUUUUUUUUAUCUUUUUGUUUUGUAUUCAGGUUACUGUAAAUUGAUAUACUUGGUCAGGGUACUUUGUUUGGAAAUUAUUAAAAAAAAUAAAAA
Molecule: messenger RNA, 2197 nt
Organism: Gadus macrocephalus (Pacific cod)
Lineage: Eukaryota; Metazoa; Chordata; Actinopteri; Gadiformes; Gadidae
Gene: tent5bb
Product: terminal nucleotidyltransferase 5Bb
Exons: 2
Coding region: 423-1607 (394 amino acids)
Biological process (GO): mRNA stabilization
Molecular function (GO): poly(A) RNA polymerase activity; RNA binding
Source: RefSeq, a predicted model, not a curated record